Penicillium argentinense is the source of this 1680-nucleotide messenger RNA. Its product is annotated as MFS transporter. Gene Ontology annotation, biological process: spermine transport; transmembrane transport. Gene Ontology annotation, molecular function: spermine transmembrane transporter activity. The record is from RefSeq and is a predicted model, not a curated record. The transcript has a single exon. Gene Ontology annotation, cellular component: fungal-type vacuole membrane. Bases 1 to 1680 code for a protein of 559 amino acids. NCBI's taxonomy places the organism in Eukaryota, Fungi, Ascomycota, Eurotiomycetes, Eurotiales, Aspergillaceae.
AUGGCCAAAGCAAUAUCACCUGAACCAGAAGCCCUUGAACCAGCACAUCACUUGGUUGGGGAUGAAACCCGCGAAAGCCUCCGCCAGGCGGGAAUCACAGAGAAUGCACCAGCCACACUAUACAACUACCCCGAAGUAGGACAGAAAGGAGACCCGAUGUUCCCAGAAGAAUAUGUCGUCGAAACUCAAACCGGCCUCGUUCCACAAAAGACCCUGGAGCAGAUGCGAUCGCACUGCUCGACACCGACGACCCAGGCACCCCGAGACAACAACACCGACUUGGAGAAAGGGCCCAAGGAGCCUGCGGAAUUUGUGACAUUCACCAUCGAUGAUCCCGAGCACCCGUAUAAUUGGUCGCGUGGUUAUCGAUGGUACAUCACCCUGGUCGCGUCUGCACUCGUCGUCUGCGUUGCUUACGGCUCAUCGAUUGUUACGGGUGGUCUGGGUUUAAUCGAAGAGCAAUACAACGUCUCUCUCGAGGUGGCGAUUCUUACAUGUUCAAUUAUGGUCUGUGGCUUUGCAGUCGGGCCUCUACUCUGGUCUCCGCUCUCUGAAAUCAUCGGACGAAGACCGGUAUACAUCAUCUCGAUUAGUCUUUAUGUGAUCUUCAAUAUUCCAUGCGCCCUUUCGCCUAAUAUCGGCGGCCUUCUCGUCUGCCGGUUCCUCUGCGGCGUAUUCUCCAGUUCAGGCCUUUCUCUCGCUGGUGGCACUAUCGCAGAUAUCUGGAGCAUCGAGGAGCGUGGAAUGGCUAUUGCUUAUUUCGCCGCUGCACCCUAUUGCGGCCCUGUCAUCGGACCAAUUGUGACCGGAUGGAUAAAUGUCGGCACCGGUCGACUGGACCUUUUCUUCUGGACAAAUAUGGCCUUCGCAGGCGUCAUCAUGAUCAUGGUCGGCGCCAUCCCCGAGACAUAUGCCCCAGUGAUUCUUAAGAGGCGCGCCGCGAAGCUGCGCAAGGAAACCGGAAACCCGUACAUCGUCACAGAGCAAGAGCAGCACAAGCCUUCGCUGAGCGAUAUUGCUCGCACAAUGCUGAUCCGCCCCGUCACAAUGAUCAUGACCGAGCCCGUCCUCGACCUGAUGUGCAUGUACAUCAUCCUCAUCUACUCGAUGCUCUACGCCUUCUUCUUCGCAUACCCCGUUAUCUUCGGAAGACUCUACAACUACAACGACGGCCAGAUCGGACUGAUGUUCAUUCCGAUUCUAAUUGGCGCGGGCAUUUCACUACUCGUGACUCCAGCCAUCGAGAAACAGUUCGUAAAAGUCUGUCAAUCGCGAGCCCCAACGCCCGAAGACCGACUCCUCGCAUCGCUAUUUGGUGCGCCUUUUAUUCCCAUCGCCUUCUUCCUGCUCGGCGCGACCUCCUACACGCACAUAAUCUGGGUGGGGCCUGCUUCGUCUGGAAUUGCGUUCGGAUUCGGCAUGGUGCUCUGCUACUAUGCUGUGAAUAACUACCUGAUCGAUGCGUAUCAGAAAUAUGCGGCGUCGGCACUGGCGGCUAAGGUUUUUUUGAGAUCGGGUGGUGGUGCUGCGUUCCCGCUUUUCAUUACGCAGAUGUAUGAUCGUCUGGGUUUGCAGUGGGCUUCGUGGUUGCUUGCUUUCAUUGGUGUGGGGAUGGUUUUUAUUCCUUUCGGCUUUUACUUUUAUGGUCUUAAGCUUCGGGCGAAGCUUACUAGGGAUUGA